Messenger RNA from Pieris napi, 3788 nucleotides. It is a transcript of the gene d4, whose product is annotated as zinc finger protein ubi-d4. Gene Ontology annotation, biological process: nervous system development. The transcript is spliced from 12 exons. NCBI's taxonomy places the organism in Eukaryota, Metazoa, Arthropoda, Insecta, Lepidoptera, Pieridae. Bases 82 to 1533 code for a protein of 483 amino acids. The record is from RefSeq and is a predicted model, not a curated record. Gene Ontology annotation, cellular component: nBAF complex; nucleus.
AUAACACAUAAGACGUCAUCACCCAGUUAUUGAUUAAUGAUUAGCAUCGGCAAUUGAGCAAGGCAUUAGCGUCCUAUUAAAAUGGCGGCCGCAGAAAUAGUAUCAAAUACUUCUAGUAUAUCAAAAAUAGAAAGUUUUUUAAAUGACCCAAGCUAUAAGGAAAUUAUUGAAAACUCAUCUACAUUUAAUUCAAGACUAUGUGCAGAAAGAAGGAUGCGGAUGCCAUUUAUCGAUACCCAAACUGGUGUUGCACAAAGCCAUUCAAAUUUAUUUAUGACAAAAAAACAGCGAAUGCCUGGAGCUAAAGAAGGACAGGUUUACACAUAUCCAUCUCAACGAUGGAGAAAAGCCCGUCGUCAAUACCUGACCAUGUCAUCAACCCGCUGGGGUUGGAUUGGUGCUGAUGCUGCUGAAAAUGCUGGAGAAGGUGAAAACAGUUCUGGAAUACCAGAUGGUCUUGGGGGUGACGAUAGUCGAGAUGGGUCUCAAACAGCUGCUAAAGAUGAUCCCAAGGAAUGGUUCUACGAUGAACUAGCUAUGGAAGAGAUGGAAACGGGUGAAGAGCCCGAUCCAGAGUCAGAUGAGGACUACUACGAUGACACAUAUGCAAAUAGACGUAAGCGACGCGGUGGUGUUACUCCCAGUGGACCGGGCUCCAGGGGUGGUCGUACACGAAAAUCUCAGCCUGAGGAAGGAACGCCGAAGCGAGGACGCGCUGGUCGAGGCCGCAAACGGGCCGGUCAAGGUACACUCCCUUAUGAAGUACCUGGUGAUGCUGAGAAACCCUUCGGCUGCGAACUGUGCGGUGCGAAAUACAAAACUCGUCCGGGUCUGACAUACCACUUUACGCACACGCACAAGGAGCCAAGCGGCGGCGCAGGCGCAGCCGGCAGUGACAAUGACUCACGUGACAGUCGGCCAGCCAAUUCGCCAGCUUCUAACCAACCUGCCACAGAGUAUCAGGACAGCUAUGUCACGUUUCUGAAUAAUCCUGCUGGAGCCCCUGCAACUGUGUCAGCUCCCACGCCCCCCGCUCGUCGUCCGUCCCCCCCGCCGCGGCCAGCAUCAGCAGAUACGUCAUCGUCGGACUCUGCGCACGCGCCGCUUGUUCCACCUCAGCCUGCAGGUCCGACUGCAGGCGGAAGCACUGUCCGUGAAAGCAAGAAGGGCCCUGAUGGAAAGCCAUCACCAUCCCCAUAUUGCGACUUCUGUCUUGGCGACGACCGUGAGAACAAAAAGACCGGCAUUCCCGAAGAGCUGGUCUCUUGUUCCGACUGUGGCAGAUCAGGUCACCCCACAUGUCUGCAGUUUACAGCGAACAUGAUGGUUUCAAUGCGGAAAUACCGCUGGCAGUGCAUCGAGUGCAAGUGCUGUUCGGUUUGUGGGAACAGCGAUAAUGAUGACCAAUUGUUAUUCUGUGACGACUGUGAUCGAGGUUACCACAUGUACUGCUUGGCGCCGCCUCUCGAAACCCCACCAGAAGGAUCGUGGUCAUGCGCGCUUUGUAUUAAGGAGUUCCAUCUUAAGGAGUGAGGUCGAUAAUGCAACAGAUACUUAUACGUACAACGCAGUGAGGGCGCAACGCCAUUUUGUAUGAGUCAGAUGUAUAAACUAUGUUGCCAUAGAUAAUGUAGAUUGUAGAGUUAGACUGGGCCGAGUGUGGUUAGUCUGUGAUCCAAUACAGUGUAUUUAAACUAACUUCAUUUUACAACAGUAUUUUAAUUAAUUAAAUGAAUUGACAGUUUAAAAAUCAAGUUUUAAUCUGUGGAGCUUUACUAACUUUUACAUAUUGUAACUGGCCAGUGUUAAUGCGAAUUUUGAAGAAAAAAACAAUAAACCGAGCAUUUGAUUGUCUUUUAAAAUAUCUUAACAGCUGGACACAGAUAAAAAAUUUAAACUGUUGAAAAGCUAAAACGGUAUUUCUACACUGUUUAACUAAAACAUUGUCUCUUCUCUUUAAAAUACAAUUUUACCUAAAGAGAUUAAUGUUUCAGAACAAUGUUAUAAGACUGAUUUAGCUUAUGUACACCUGUUGCAAUAAAUCAUUUUUGUACGAAAUUUUGUUGGACCACAGAUUAAACUGUACAUUGUAUGCUUUUGUACAUAUCGCCAUUAUAGUAAGUAUUUUUUCUGAUAAAUGUAAAUGUUUAUGGACCGAACAAAAAUCAAUAUUAUACAACAAAAUCUCAAAUUUUAAAUAAUAAAAAUCUUACAGAUAAUAAAUUGUGUAUAAAACUUAUAUAAAAAUCAAUAACUCAAAUCAUAAUAAAAAGGUGUAGCUUCAAAUAACAUCCGAGCUUAAAACGCCUCUUCAAAAUCAAGUUUUACAUAAUUGACGGGUUCAUUAUCGACGCAAAUCGUGAAAUGUCAAGGUCAAAACUCUGAUUAUGUAAAAGAAGCACAUGCUUGUUGUCAAUAAUUAAGAAAAAACAAAUUAUGGCUUCAUUCAAUUUCCCGUUAAACGCGCGGUGACGCCAUUCUGAAUCACGAUUGAUCGGUGAAAUGUCAAAUGUCAUCUAUGUUUGUUUAUUCUUUUUUUUUAAUACAACUGACAAUUGUGAAUUUCAAACGUAGAUUGAAACAUUUUGUACGCGGUAAAGUUGACGAUCGUAUUAGCAAUUUGUACUACAUUUGUAUAGGAUGGAAAUACGUUAUUUUGAAGAGUCAUAUAAAUAUAUUAUACUAUAUAAGACACUCGGCCUAAUACUUACAGCUGAUACAUAGCAUUUCUACCUCUACCGGUGCUUGCUUUAGCUACUUUUUUUCUAUAGCAGGCUUGUAUUUUUAACAACGGAAUUUGUUGAGCCACGGUGGAAUAGUACCAUAAAAUAAUGUACGAUUAAGAGCCUACUUGGUAACCCUUUAUCUAAAAAAAACAUUGGAAAAAGCCAAAAACAGCAUAGAUUGUCCGCUUAUUUUUUGAAGUUUGACGUACAUGGUAUAAUGAUAAUUUUAGAGAAGGUAAAUUCUUUGUGUCUUGGUAGUUAAUUUUUUCGUUGUCAUUUUUUAUCUCAACUGGGCGCUCAUUUCAGGCAUAUAGGCUCUUAAGUGUACCUAAUAUUUAAUGGUUAAAAAUUAAAAUGAAUAUUGCUAUGGAUGAUUUUUUUUUGCCCCAAUUAGAAGACGAUAUAGUCUUCUAAUUUUUAGGCCUCAGUCUAUAUUUUAGAAAAAAAGCGUUCCAUUUAAGUACAUAGAAAGUACAGUAUUUUUUUAAGUGUAAUUUUGUCUGCAAAGUUUAGUUGGGGUUUUUUAUUUAUUAAGUUUAGUAACUGUAGACCGUUCUCUGUUGCGUGUGAAUUGUAAUUCUCAUUUAUUCUGUCAAAAUGCUGAGUAUUUUGUGGGAAUGAGGGAUCUGUUUUCAGAUCCUUGUAAACUUAAACUACCAUUUAUGGUUUCCUUUCUUGAAAGGUAUUGUAGAUAUUGGUAAGACGGCUCUGUGAUCGAACCAGGUGGUUGUGAAUUAGCAUGGAUUUAUAUUUUUUUUUAGCUUUUUAGCGUAGACGUAUCCGAAUUUUUGCUUUAAUCUACGAACAAUUCCAGAUUUUUUUGUAAUUUUAUAAUUUGUAGAUUUAAAUGCUUUAUCUGAUACAUUGGUAGAGGAAUAGUUACUUGUAAGGUUUUUUAUUUUAUUGUAUAAUUGGAAGCCAUUUUUUUCGAUUUAGUAACUCUACUAGGUGUAACAGAAAAAGCGCAAACGCCGGCUCUAAUUUUAAUGAUGUAUAGAGUUAAAUGUAAAAUAAGAUUUCCAGAACUUAAGUGUGUUGACGUAAAUAAAGCACUUUGAUGAA